Molecule: messenger RNA, 3056 nt
Organism: Tyto alba (common barn owl)
Lineage: Eukaryota; Metazoa; Chordata; Aves; Strigiformes; Tytonidae
Gene: KIF17
Product: kinesin family member 17
Exons: 14
Coding region: 490-2886 (798 amino acids)
Biological process (GO): microtubule-based movement
Molecular function (GO): microtubule binding; ATP binding; microtubule motor activity
Source: RefSeq, a predicted model, not a curated record
GCCGGCGCUUCCCGCCUGCCCUCCGCACCGCCCGGUGCGCCCCGGGAUUCCCCCCGCUCCCUCAGGCUUGCCCGAUACCGACGCUUUUCCCUCAGGUUUUCCUUCGCCCGCUCCUCCUUGGGCUUGUCCCGGCUCCCCGGAGUUCCCUCAGGCUUUCCCGCCCGCAGCCUCCCCGCAGGUUUCCUCCCCCCGGCCUGCCCUAGUUCCCCCUCAGGCUUGUCCCGAGUGUCCCCCCUUUUCCCUUCAUCCCUCCCAAGCUUUCCUCCUCCUUAGUCCCCUCUUGCCUCCCAGCCCCUUGUGGCCCCUCUGGCCCUUAUGCCAAGUUGCAGGGGGGUCCUUCCCCUCGCUGCCCCCAGCAAGCGGUGAGUGCUGCACCCCACUGACGGCUGCAGGCCCUGGGGUUAGGCUCGCCCCAGCCUUCCCACAGCCCUACCCAGCCCCCCAUGCACCCCAAGUGAGCGCGUGUGGGGUCGAGCUGAACCUUGAAAAAUGGCCUCGGAGGCAGUGAAGGUGAUCGUGCGCUGCCGGCCCAUGAACGAGCGGGAGAAGGCUCUUGGCUGCAAGGUGGUCGUCAACACGGAGAGCGCACGGGGCCAGUGCUUCCUCCAAAACCCCGCUGCCACCGGGGAGCCCCCGAAGCAGUUCACCUUCGACGGGGCGUACUACCAGGAGCACAACACAGAGCAGAUCUACAAUGAGAUCGCCUACCCGCUCGUGGAGGGUGUCACUGAAGGCUACAAUGGCACCAUAUUUGCCUACGGCCAGACGGGCAGUGGGAAGUCAUUCACCAUGCAGGGAGUUGUGGAUCCUCCUACACAGAAAGGCAUCAUACCCAGGGCAUUUGAACACAUUUUUGAGAGUGUACAGUGUGCUGAAAAUGCCAAGUUCUUGGUAAGGGCUUCCUACCUGGAGAUUUACAAUGAAGACAUACGAGACCUUCUAGGAGCUGAUACCAAGCAGAAGUUGGAGCUGAAGGAGCACCCAGAGAAGGGGGUGUACGUGAAGGGGCUCUCUCUGCACACCGUGCAUAGCGUGGUCCAGUGCGAGCAGAUCAUGGAGACAGGCUGGAGAAACCGAGCGGUGGGUUACACCCUCAUGAACAAGGACUCUUCCCGCUCCCACUCCAUCUUUACUGUCAACAUGGAAAUCUACACCGUAGAUGAGCGAGGGCAGGACCACCUUAGGGCUGCAAAACUCCAUUUAGUGGAUCUGGCAGGAAGUGAGAGACAGUCAAAAACAGGAGCCACAGGGGAGCGGCUCAAAGAGGCCAUCAAAAUCAACCUCUCCCUCUCAGCUCUGGGCAACGUCAUCUCAGCACUGGUCGAUGGCAGGUGUAAGCACAUCCCCUACCGAGACUCAAAGCUGACCAGGCUGCUGCAAGACUCCCUUGGAGGGAAUACCAAGACGCUGAUGGUAGCAUGCUUAUCUCCAGCUGAUAAUAACUAUGAUGAAAGUCUCAGUACUUUGCGCUAUGCUAAUCGAGCGAAAAACAUCAGGAACAAGCCCUGUAUCAACGAGGACCCCAAGGAUGCUCUGCUGAGGGAGUAUCAGGAGGAGAUUAAGAAGCUGAAGGCCAUUCUAGCUGAACAGAUGGGCGCAAAUAACUUGUCAGGGCUUCUGCCUGCUGAGACUGCUCACCUGGCAGUGAAGCCAGCUCCCCUUCUCAAACCCCAGUUAGAUCUUGAAGCAGAGAAGCAGCUGAUCAGAGAAGAGUAUGAAGAGAAGCUGGCCCAACUAAAGGCCAGCUACGAAGCGGAGCAGGCAUCCCGUGUCCGCCUCGAAGAGGACAUCAGUAGCCUGAGGAAUCACUAUGAUCUCAAGCUGUCUGCUCUCGAGGAGAACCUCAGGAAGGAAGCAGCUGCCAUGAGGACUGAAACUGCUCCUGGUGAGACACCUUUGCCUGAAGACUCUGUCGCUGCAGCAGAUGAAGAACCAACAUCAGCCCAGGACCCAGCAGCACCUCGGGCUGUGCAAGAGGGUGGUGGUGUGAGCAGGGGGAGUGCUGGAACAGCAGUGGCUGUCACUGCCGAGGGGACUUCACUGCCCGCAGACCAGCAGCAGGUACUCACCAGGCUGCAGAUGCUAGAGCAACAGGUGGUUGGAGGGGAACAGGCUAAAAACAAGGACCUCAAAGAAAAGCAUAAACGCCGGAAAAAAUAUGCAGAUGAGCGGAGGAUGCAGCUGGUGGCCGCGCUGCAGCAAUCUAACGAGGACAGCAGUGAUUGGGUUCUGCUUAACGUCUACGACUCCAUCCAGGAGGAGGUUCGAGCCAAGAGCAAGCUUCUGGAGAAGAUGCAGAAGAAGCUGCGGGCUGCCGAGACCGAGAUCAGAGAUCUGCAGUCGGAGUUUGAGCUGGAAAAGAUCGAUUACCUUGGCACCAUCCGUCGCCUGGAGCGAGAGCUGAUGCUCUUCCAGCAGCUGCUGGAUCAGGUGCAGUCCCUCAUCCGCCGUGACUGUAACUACAGUAAUCUGGAGAAGAUCAAGCGCGAAUCUGUCUGGGAUGAGGAAACUGGCUGCUGGAAAAUUCCAGAGCCAGUCAUUCAAAAAACCUGCCUGCCUGCAGCAGUUCCAGCCCUGCCACAGCCCAAAACUCUGCAAAAGAGUCCGACAGCCGACAGCCGACAGCUAACGCCCGAGGAAGACCGCUACAGGCUGGUGCUGAACAGGAGCGACAGCGAGACCAUCGCCAGCAACUACUUCCAACCCAGGCGGACCAGCCGCAUCCUCCACCCCGACCCAACCAAGAACCGAGCUCCCCUGGGGCCAGGCAGCGGCUCCGCCAUGCCCCGGCCCUUCCGCCUCCAGGCCCUUGCCUUGCUCCCGCCAGCUGCCCCCACCACCAAGCGCAAAAAGGGCAAAGCCGAGUCCAAAAGCCCCUUCCUCUGACCCCGCCGCUGCUGAGGUGUCCGGCAACGCAGGAAGACGCCGAAUCUCUGUGGCUUUGCACCAAACCGCCCUCACUCUGCACUGGAGUGUGGGACAGAGGGUGAGCUCGCUGUCACUAUGUUCGCUUGCGCCUUGUACCCCCGCUGCAAUAAACUAGUCAGACACCGCCA